This is a messenger RNA of Exophiala spinifera, 1755 nucleotides long. RefSeq lists its product as uncharacterized. Gene Ontology annotation, biological process: fatty acid metabolic process. NCBI's taxonomy places the organism in Eukaryota, Fungi, Ascomycota, Eurotiomycetes, Chaetothyriales, Herpotrichiellaceae. The record is from RefSeq and is a predicted model, not a curated record. Gene Ontology annotation, molecular function: FAD binding; oleate hydratase activity. The transcript has a single exon. Bases 1 to 1755 code for a protein of 584 amino acids.
AUGUAUUACAGUAGCGGCAACUACGAAGCAUUUGCGAGACCACGCAAGCCUCAAGGCGUCAACGACAAGACAGCAUGGUUUAUUGGGUCCGGAUUGGCUUCCCUCGCAGGAGCUGCGUUUCUUGUCCGCGAUGGCCAGAUGCCAGGAAAGAACAUCACGAUUCUGGAGGAAUUGGCGAUCUCGGGCGGAGCCCUGGAUGGCCUCGAUGUACCCGAGAAGGGCUUCGUCAUCCGCGGUGGCCGAGAGAUGGAGGACCACUUCGAAUGCCUGUGGGAUCUCUUCCGAUCAAUCCCCUCUCUUGAAAUCGAAGAUGCUUCGGUCCUCGACGAGUUCUACUGGCUGAACAAGGACGACCCCAACUACUCGCUCCAACGAGCGACCAUCAACCAGGGCCAGGACGCACACACCGAUGGACUCUUCGGGCUCAACAGCACUGCACAACGCGAUAUUUCACGGGUCUUUCUGACACCACGAAAAGACCUGGAAGGAAAACGCAUCAACGAAGUCGUCAGCACGGAUUUCUUGAAGAGUAAUUUUUGGAUGUACUGGCGGACCAUGUUUGCAUUCCAAGAGUGGCACUCUGCUCUGGAGUUCAAGCUGUACCUGCACCGCUUCAUCCACCACAUUGGCGGGUUGCCGGACUUUUCCGCGCUGAAGUUCACAAAGUACAACCAAUACGAGUCUCUCGUCCUGCCGCUGCAGAAAUGGCUGCUCGACCACGGCGUCAAAUUCCAGUACAAGACCCAGGUGGUGGAUGUGGAUUUUGAGGUCGUCGGAGGAAAGACACAUGCUACAAGGAUCGUCUGGAUCAAGGAAGGGAAAUCAGGCGGCGUCGAGCUGGGCUCGAAUGAUUUGCUAUUCAUGACCAUCGGAUCGUUGACAGAGAACUCCGGCCUCGGAGACCAAAAGACACCCGCGCAGCUGAAUGAAGGCCCGGCACCAGCAUGGGACUUGUGGCGGCGCAUCGCAUCAAAGAAUCCCUCCUUUGGCAGACCAGAGGUAUUUGGCUCCCACAUUCCAGAGUCCAAAUGGCAGUCCGCCACCGUCACCACCUUGGACGAACGCAUACCGAGAUACAUUCAAGACAUCUGUAAGCGCGAUCCAUUCAGUGGCAGGGUAGUCACCGGUGGCAUCGUCACAGUUAAAGACUCGAGCUGGUUACUGAGCUGGACGGUCAACCGUCAGCCACAUUUCAAGAAGCAACCUCGGAAUCAGAUCGUGGUCUGGGUGUAUUCGCUCUUGGUGGAUGUGCCAGGAGAUUAUAUCAAAAAGCCCAUGCAGGAUUGUACCGGUGAAGAGAUUACGCAGGAGUGGCUGUACCAUCUUGGCGUACCGACAGAAGAUAUCCCGGUGCUUGCUGCCACAGGCGCCACCUGCGUACCUGUGAUGAUGCCGUACGUCACGUCCUUCUUUAUGCCACGGCACGCAGGCGACCGCCCGGACGUAGUGCCAGUAGGCAGUGAGAACUUUGCGUUCAUAGGUCAAUUUGCCGAGACGACUCGCGACGUCAUAUUCACGACCGAGUACUCAGUCCGGACAGCCAUGGAGGCCGUGUAUCAAUUGCUCAAGGUCGAGCGUGGGGUUCCUGAAGUGUUCAAUUCGACGUACGAUACUCGCACACUGCUCGCUGCCGUGAGUCGGCUGCGUGACGGAAAAGAGUUGGAUGCGCCGUUGCCGGAAUUUCUGAGGAAUUGGAUUGUGCGAAAAAUGGACAACGAGGUCGGAAAGCUCCUCCAAGAUAAUCAUCUCAUUUAG